Moesziomyces antarcticus is the source of this 2853-nucleotide messenger RNA. Its product is annotated as nucleoside phosphatase GDA1/CD39. Gene Ontology annotation, molecular function: nucleoside diphosphate phosphatase activity. Gene Ontology annotation, cellular component: membrane. The transcript has a single exon. Gene Ontology annotation, biological process: nucleoside diphosphate catabolic process. Bases 1 to 2853 code for a protein of 950 amino acids. NCBI's taxonomy places the organism in Eukaryota, Fungi, Basidiomycota, Ustilaginomycetes, Ustilaginales, Ustilaginaceae. The record is from RefSeq and is a predicted model, not a curated record.
AUGAGCUACCCAAUACAGGGAUCCUCAUCCCAGCCGUACGGCGCUUACACAUUCAACACGCCGGUCAAGCAGCGCCAACGGCAAAAGCUUGCCCAAAGAGCGAACCAGCAGCGGUCACAGCAACGACAGCAACCGCGGUCCGAACAGGUCGCCAUCCGCGAGAACGUAGCCGACGCCCUCACGUGGAAUGCCGCGGCCAAGGCUGCAAAGCCCAAGCUCAACGAGUCGCCCCUCAAGGGCGCUGCUCCUGGCGCUGCUCAGCUCGACGCACCAGCGUCCUGGCUCGAAGGCCGCAAGUAUGCUGUGCUCGUAGACGCCGGCUCGUCCGGCUCACGCAUGCAGGUCUACUCGUGGAAAGAUCCCAAACUGGAGCGCGCGUUGAGAGCCAGCAAAGGUCUCGACGCCACCGUUCUGCCCAAGGUCGAGAAGGGAACCUGGGAAAACUCGGGCGUAGACUGGAGCAUGAAGGUCGAGCCAGGUCUCUCCUCCUAUGGCGACCACCCUGCUGAUGUAGGCAGCUAUCUCAAAGAGCUCCUUGACCAUGCCGAGAAGAUCGUGCCUCCGUCCGCAUGGGCCGAGACCCCGAUCUACAUCAUGGCCACCGCUGGUAUGAGGUUACUCCCCGAGAACCAGCGCCAAGCCGUUCUCAGCGAGACCUGUCGCUACAUUCGCGAGCACACUUCGUUCAGCAUCGAUGGCGGCGGAUGCAGCGAGCACGUCCAAGUCAUCAGCGGCGAAGAGGAAGGCCUGCUCGGCUGGAUCUCGGUCAAUUACCUCAUGGACGGCUUCCACAUCCGCGGCAAGCAAGCCUCUCUCGACGGCGAAACCGACGUGGUCGAGGGCAAGUCCACCUUCGGCUUCCUCGACAUGGGUGGUGCUAGCACGCAGAUCGCCUUCGAGCCCAGCAAGAAGGCGCUUCAAGGCGAGGGCGUCGCCGCCGAAGCCGAUCUCACCGCCGUGUCGCUGCGCAUGCUCGACGGCACCGAAGUCUCGCACAAGGUCUUCGUCACCACUUUCCUCGGCUACGGCACAAACCAAGCUCGCCAGCGCUACCUCGACCUCCUCCGCCACGACAGCAGUGCUUCACAGGGCAGUCCCAAGGCCCUGCCUGACCCGUGCCUCAACUCGGGUCUGCAGCUUUCCGAUGCUGCGGGUACUCACGACCUCGCGCUUUCUGGCACCGGCAACUUCACCGCCUGUCUCGAAUCGCUACAUCCACUCCUCGACAAGGAGGCCGCGUGCACAAAGCCGCCCUGCUUGUUCCAUGGAGUCCACGUGCCCAAGAUCGACUUCAGCGUCAACCACUUCAUCGGCGUCUCCGAAUACUGGUUCAGCUCGCAAGACGUCUUUGGCCUUGGCGGCGUCUACGACUUUGUCGACUUCCAAAAGGCUGCCGUCGACUUUUGCGGAAAGCCCUGGGCCGAACUCAAGCACCAUCUCGACGUCGGCGACCUCUUUGGGCCCGAAGUUCAACUCAACCGCCUGCAGACCCAGUGCUUCAAGGCCGCCUGGAUGACCACCGUACUUCACGAGGGCAUCGGCAUUCCGCGCAUCGUCGACCACAAGGGAGCUGGCGAUGGCACCGACCACGCCGACGAGGCGCAGGGCAAGGGUGAGCAGAAGAACCUUUUCCAGAGCGUCAACGACAUCGACGGGUUCUCGGUCAGCUGGACGUUGGGCAAGGCGGUCCUCGAAGCCAGUCGCGACAUUCCUCCGGCGCCGGGCUCGCUGCCUUCGCCCUUCGACGAGCUCAACAAGGCCAACUCGAAGCUCGGCAAGUGGGACCCUUUCAGGCCCAAGUGGCCGACCACCGGAGAAGGCUCGGCGUUCCCGCCUGCGCUCGGUGAAGCGAGUCGCCACGUGAGCCCCGUCUACAUGAUCUCCAUGGUAGCCGUCUUCCUGCUGCUGCUGGUGACGUGCGUAUGCACGCGCGGUCGUGGGCCGCGAGCCACAAGGCGACGCGCCGCGAUCAAGGAGAUGCUGCCUCCCCCGUUCGGGACGUUUGGAGGUCUCUGCAGCUCGAAGCGCACCGGCCGCGGCGACUACGUGCUGGCCAACAUGGAAGAGGCAGCCGGCGACGCGCAGAAGCGGGGCUUCUGGUCCAAGCUCGGCAAGCGGGCCGAUGGCAAGGACUACAGCCCGACCAUGGAGGCCGAGUUCGGCUUCAAUUCCGAGGGCAGCUCCGAAGAGAGCAGCGGCUCCAGCGGCUCGGCUGGCCGCGGCACGCGUGGAUCGACGCGCAAGCACGGCAACACUGGCAUUGUCGGUGCGCUUGGCUGGCCUGUGCGCCGCGUGGCGCUCACGCUGUCUUCCACCUUCCCAUCGCUGUUCGCGCGGCGCAACACUCGGACCAAGAAGCGCAGCUCCAUGCUGCCAAGCAGCCGAGACGAGGGCGCUCGCAUCUCGGCCAGAAGAGGCGCAACCACGCCGACGAUGGUGCGCAUCUCGAGACCAGCAUCGCCUACGUUCACCGGCAUCACGUCGGGCACGGCGAUCUCGCGGCCGGCGUCGCGCACGUCGAGUCGCGCACCCACGCCGGUUCUUGGACACCGACUCACGUCGGCGACGCUUACGACGCGGUCGGGCGUCAACACUCCCGGUGGCACUGGCAGCGGCGGUGCGGCGGGCGCACUCUCGCCCACCGGACCUGGCUCGCCGCUGGGAGAGCGGCAUGCAAGGACGGGACUGUUUGCUGCGUCGCUCAGCCGCGCACACUCGGUCACGGACAUGGCGUCGAUCGAAUCGAGUCUGCUCGUCGCACCCACCCGUACGCCAUCCAGGCAGGGCUCGCCCGCUCCCCACCUCAGUCCCAUGUCGGAGCUUCGGCCCUCCACCAACGCACACGACGCCUAG